AUGAAGAUGAAGGACACGCUGAUCGCGUCCUCGGUGACAACUAACCCGAGCAGGCUGGCGCGCAACCUGUACACCAGCAACGCGCGGUUCGUCUUUGAGCUGCUGCAGAAUGCCGAGGACAACCACUACGCGCAGGCGCUGGGGUGCGGCGAGGUGCCCGAGGUGUCGUUCGGCGUGUACCCGGACCACGUGGUGGUCGAGUGCAACGAGGACGGGUUCACGGCGGAGAACCUGGCGGCCAUCUGCAACGUGGGCAAGAGCUCCAAGACGGGGGCGCAGGGCUACAUUGGCGAGAAGGGCAUCGGCUUCAAGUCGGUGUUUAUGACGGCGUACCGCGCGCACAUCCAGUCGGGGCACUUCUCGUUUUUCUUCCAGCACCGCACGGGCGACUCGGGCAUGGGCAUGAUCAUGCCCGUGUGGGAGGACGAAGGCAAGUCCCUUGGCGCGUGCCGCACGCGCAUCACGCUGCUGCUGCACGACGACGGCACCGAUGCCGAGCGCGCAAAGGCCCGUGGCGAGAUCCGUCAGCAGUUCCUCGAGAUUCACGACACCAUCCUGCUGUUCAUGAAAAAGCUGCAGCGCAUCAAGAUCGCUCUCUACGGGGACGACGAGGACGACGAGGAUGAGCCUGAGACGGAAAUUACGUACUCGAUCGACCGCCAGACAGACACGCGCGUCGCCGUCACCAAGUCCACGUGCGAGCACGGCGAGACCCGGCAGCAGGUCAAGUACUACCACACCACGCGGCACGUGGCCACGAGCCUGCCCAAGAAUGAACACCGGACCUACUCGGCGGCCGAGGAGGCGUCGGGGGCCUACAAGCGGGGCGAGGUCGUGCUGGCGUUCCCGUUGACGGCGGUGUCGGUGCCGGUGCUGGAGAACUACUGCGACCAGCUGCGCGUUGUGAGCCUGGCCGCGGGCAUCGCCGAGGCGUUUGUGCGCGGCGUGCUGCAGAUGUGCGACCACGAGACGCUGCAGUACAGCUCGCGCGCGCACACGGCCCUGGAGCUCGACCGGCACGGCGCGCCUUUGUUCCGCGACGUCGAGCCCGAGAUCUACCUGUCGCUGCACUACAAACAGGCCGACCUUGACCGGCUGCAGCCGUUCGGGCUCACCAAGGUGUGCAUGGAGCAUGACAUCGAGCGCGCCAAGCACGACCUGGCGUCGGCGUCGUCAAGGUUCAAGUCCCCGGCCACCGACGAGGACUGGCACUCUCGUGCCGCACGGCUGCUGCACCUGCCUUUCCGGAACAACUGGGCGCAGCGCUGCAAAGAGGCCCCGCCGCCCUUCGGAGCCGCAGCGGCGCCUGCAGACGUCUACUUCCCGCAAGUCGCGCUCACCGACCUCGCCAUCCCACUCGACCUCGCGCUCAACGUCAUCUCCCUCGAGGCCGCAGCCAACGCCGACCGCAGGAAACUCUUCGACGCGCUGGGCGCCAAGACCGCCUCAGCCAACCUCGUCCGCGACGCCAUCGUCAGGCGCCACAAAGAUCGCCGGCACCCCGUCGCGCUCGCCCGCGCCGUGCAGCACGUCCGCUUCCUGUACUUGACAGAGCACCUCGUGGCGAAGCCCAUGUCCGCGGACGACACGCGAGCCAUCCGCCUUUUCACACACCGCGGCACGCCCACCGACCCCGCCGCCGCCGCCGCCGCCGCCGCCGACGUUGUCCCACCGCCGCCGGCUCAGGCGCAGGCGCAGGCGCAGCGCCCGCCGCCGGUCAAUGACGACAUCAACGACAACAUGUCCUGGACCGACUGGCUGGCUGCGCGCUUCAGCGUGCAGCGGCACGUGCCCAUUGCGGACAGCGACGGCGUGGUGCUGUCGGCCGCGUGCCGGUACGUGGCGGCACACCGGCCGGACAAGUUCGUGGGCGUGCUGCGCGAGGGCUGGGAGGGCGCAUACGGAAAAAUGAUCUCGGGCGAGGCCGAGGCCAUGGCGCGCGAGCUGCGCGCCGUGAGCGUGCCGUGCCGGUCGGGCGAUGUGACGGGGUUGCGGCCGCUUGGCGAAGCGUUCCUGCCGCUGGCAGACCUCGUUGCGCUGGGCGACCAGUUCCUGCGCCGCGGCGACUUCUUCCCAUGGCUCGCGCUCGACGCGCCGCUGAGCCAUGGUACCAGGCCGCUCGAGUGGGAGGCGCUGGGGGCCGAGUUUGGGUUGGGUUUUGAGCGGGACCUGGUUGGGUUUGGGCUCGCCGUGCUGCGGCGUGUGGUCGAGAGCAACCCCAAGCAGACGGCUAUGGUAGAGCAGCAGCGUGUUCUUGAAUUGUACGAGUACCUCGAUGCCAAGGUCGGCGAGUCGGGCAGCCCCGAGCCGUGCCGGGAGCGCAUCAGGAAAGCAAUGCGCUUGGAGCCGUGCAUCCUGUACCCCCUGGCCGACGGCACGCACGAGUGGACCAAACUUGAGGACUGCGUGUGGGAGGCGCCCGUGUAUCUGUGGGAGAAGUGCUCGCUGCAGAACGCGUACGCGGACACGUGGAAGCAUACGAGGGCGCCGAACGACUUGGCCUCGCUCGCCGGCUUCUUCACGCGCACGCUGGGCGUCCCCGACUGCACGCGGGAGCACCUCGUCGACGAGGUCCGGCACGUCGCGCGCGUCUACAAGACCGAGGCCAAGCUCGACCACAUGCGUAAGCUAUACAAGUGCCUGGCCGACACGGUGGCGGGCGACAGCAGCGCGGCAGCCAACAUGAGAGACAUCUUCCACGCCGAGGCGCUCAUCUGCGUCCUCGCCGCCGACAGCGAUAGCGUCGUGUCCUGGCACAGCGCCGCCGAGUGCCUCUGGUCGAGCGCGACGCCGAUACGUGGCAUGCACGUCCUCGACGCACUGUACGACGGCGCGCACGGGCUCAAGGCCUUCUUCACUGACAUGCUCGGCGUCGGCACCGUGACAGCGGAGCUUGUGUACGGCAAGCUCGCGGGCGAGCAGGAGCUGCCGGCUGCCGAGGCCAAGGAGGUGCUGCUGGUCUUCAGCGCGUUCCUGGCCGCGCGGCGCGACCGCGGCGCCGCCUUCGCGCCGGGCCUCGUUGUUGAUAAUGCCGUCUUCCCCGUGCGCCUGCCGGGCGGCCGCCUCAGGCUCGCGCGCGGCACCGACGCCUUUGUUCUGCUCGACCGCCGCAACCUCGGCGAAGACUUUGCUCCCCUCGCCGCCGUGCUCGACUGCACCAUGGACGAGGUGGAAAAGGUGGAGGAGGCUGAGGCGGUGGAAGUUGUUAGCCCGCCGCGCACGCCGACGCCCCGCCGUCAGCGCAGCGAUUCGAGCAGUACCGCGAGCAGUGGCAGCGAGACGCUGGUCGAUGUUGAGACGCCGCCGUCGUCGGUCGACUCGCGGGCUUCCGGCCCAUCCGCACCGCGGCCGCAGCUCUUCCGUCAGCCAGGCAUUGCCACCCAGCGCGGGGCCGUACCCGUCGCGAAUGCAUCGCAAGCAGCAGCCCAGCGAGCAUCGCCAUCAAGACCGCAGCCAGUCGCGGCUGCACCACACGAGGCCGAACCAGAUGCGAUUGUCGCCGGGCCCGACAGCGACUACCUGGCGUUACUGCACCAGGUCGUCGCCGCCGCCCGCCGGACCACAUUCCCGUCUGGCGGUGCGUUCGACAUGCCGGGCGUGCAGGCAGCGCUGCUGGAUGUGGCAGGCGAGGAGGCCGGCGGCGGCGCAGCGGACCGGUACCGGCUACGGUCGACGAGCCAGCUGGAGCGCGACAAGCGCAUCGGCGCCGCGGGCGAGCUGUUUGUCUUUGAGCUGCUCUCGCGCCUACGCCUGCCCGGCUUCUCGCGCGCCAACUGGCAGAGCACGAUCCGCAGCUACGCAGCCGCGCACCCAGAGUUCGCAGACCUGGCGCCGUGGACGGGCCGCGAGACGGCCGACAUCACGUACGCCGACGCCGACGGCUCGCUGGCGCGCCUGCUCGUCGGCGCCGGCUACCUCGACGCGCGCGUCUGGGCGGGCGUCAAAGGCCUGCAGUGCUUCGUCGAGGUCAAGGCGACCACGGGGCCGUGUAACACGCCGUUCUACAUGAGUAAGGGCCAGUAUAAGCGGAUGCAAAACGUGUCCAACAACAACGCCAACGACCGCCAGACGGACGCCCUGUAUGUCGUCUUCCGCGUCUUCAAUCUCGGGGCGGACGCCGUCGGCCUGCGCGUGCUGGUCGACCCCGAGAGCAUGCGCCAGCGCGGCGAGCUCGCGUUUGCGGCCGAGUUGUGGUCGGUUGUUGCGGCGUGA
Lasiosphaeria miniovina is the source of this 4212-nucleotide messenger RNA. RefSeq lists its product as uncharacterized. The transcript has 11 exons. The record is from RefSeq and is a predicted model, not a curated record. Bases 1 to 4212 code for a protein of 1403 amino acids. Lineage: Eukaryota; Fungi; Ascomycota; Sordariomycetes; Sordariales; Lasiosphaeriaceae.